GUUGGUCCCUGGCGCUGGGGAUCGCCUGGGCCUGGCUGACACCUUUGGACACUUUCACCUGUCGGCCAUCUCCUCUGAUGGAUGUGAGCUUGUCCCAGCCUGGUCGUUUGAGCUUCAGUAUUGUGAGGCUGGCGGCUCACCCUUGCCUGUGAAUCGGGCUGUGCUCUGCUUCGAAUUCUUGCGGGGGCCAUGGGAAGUGGUUUUCUCCCAGCAGCUGGGGGAACGGAUCAUGUUCUGCAGAUUGCCCAUGGACGAGGGUCAGAAGACGAGUCAGGUCUUCCAGUUUGCCUUUCACAGCGCCCCCAUCACGUGCUUCCGAACGAAUGCUGCACGCACCACCCUGGUGUCAGCUUCUUCUGAUGGGACCUUGAAGAUGACAGAGACAUCUGGAGGGGCCUUGCUGGACCAUGUGAGGAAUGCCAUGACUGCCGUUCCCACUGCAUUGGCAUUCCUUGGCCCUGUCAUGGUGGCUUGCGGAUCCAGCGACGGGGUGGUGUCCCUAUGGGAUGUUUCUGCCAAUCGAUUGGUUCCUAGCCAGAGGCUAGCUGUGAGCCCAAUGGCUAUCACCAGCAUUGCCGGAUUCGUCCCUCAAGAACUGCUUUCACAAUGGUCCCCUGCUCGUGCAUCCACAGACCAACUUGAUGUCGGUCUCAUUGGAACGCCUCCACAGCCACCAUGGAUGGUCACAGAAACCAGUGCUGGAAAGGCGCCUGUCAUGCUGGCCGCAGGCACAGCGCAUGGGGUGACUCACGUAUGGAGCCCCAACCCCAAGGAUGACUUUGACUGGGCACUGAAAUUCAGUCUUUGCGAGGGUGUGGUAGGGCCAGCUGUGGGCUUGACUUUCAGCCCUUGUGGAUCCUUCCUCGCAUCUAUCACAGGCUCCUCUCCACUGUGGGUUGCAUGCGCUGCUGCCUGCGCCAAGUUCCAUCCUGCCAUGUUGCCAACAGUCAUGCAACAUUUCGCAUGCAAUUGA
Ostreobium quekettii is the source of this 973-nucleotide messenger RNA. Lineage: Eukaryota; Viridiplantae; Chlorophyta; Ulvophyceae; Bryopsidales; Ostreobiaceae. The record is from the annotation of a GenBank genome assembly.